GUCGUGAUUAAAAAUUAAAAAAUAAUCGCAUUAAUCAGAAACAUAUGGGUAUAAAACUAUAAAUAGCUGUAGAAUACUCAUAUAAAUAAAGAGAAUUAUAAUACAUAGAAAGUUAUUAUAAACUGAAUUCCUAAAUUUAUUUAGCAUUAUAAUAUUUAAAAAUGCCAUGAUAAAAAAUAAAAAAUAAAAAAUCGCAUUAAUCAGAAACAGAGGGGUAUAAACUAUGAAUAGUAAACAAUCAAAAGUGUGUCUCAUAUUAAUGCAUAAGGUAAUGAAGGGUAUCUUUGAAAAAAAGGGAUAAAUAGUCACAUGAGAGUGAACUGUGAAGUGUGAUGCUCAUUCUUCCAUUCCCACUGUUAGAUCUGACAUCAAUAACACUCCCUUCUUUUCAAAGCUGCUCAUCAUCUUCUUCCUUUUUUUUCCAACUAAAUAUUUAUAUUGUCUAUUCUUUCCUCCAAUCUUUAGAUAGAAGCUCACCUAAUGACAAAUAUUACACUAUAGUCAGUAUAUAUGUAUUAUUAGUAUCCUUUAAAAUAAGAUCAUUUAUUUCAAAGUGUAUUAUUAAUUUCUUUAUAUCCUUACCUCUUGGAUCUUUCUACCAUAUACAACCAAUACCUUAUAAUAUAUAGUUUUAUUGUUAUUAUUAUUUUUAUUAUUAGCUCAUCAAAUUAGCUUCCUUUCUUCUUCAUUAGUUUAUUGGGUCUUGUGAAAGUUCAUUUUUUUUUAGCUCCCCAAUGUAUUGACCUUAAGCUUUUAAUCACUUCCACUUAGUUUAAUUCACAUUAAAGUAUUGUUUAAGCUUUAGGUAAUCUAUAAUAUUAGCAAGUGAGAUGAGCUAAGCUAGUAUAUUACAUAUAUGUUCCUCUCCCAUAUACAUACACAUAUAUUAGGAAGGAGGAAUAAUAUAGACCUUUUGGUUUUUUUUUUUGGUUAACCUCAUUUUUUUGGUAUAAUUUUGAGGAAUUUUGGAAAUAAGUAAAGAAAAUUGAAGAAGAUGAAGUUAAGUAGGAUGUUGGAUUCACUAUGUCUUGCUUUUGAUUCAAAGACAUGUUUUUGUAUCAAUUCUGUUGAAGCUCAUGAAGAUGAUGAAGAGUUUGAACAAGAAAGGAAACCUCUCUUUGAAGGUCAAAAGAAACAAGUUUUAACUCUUAAAGAUGCAAUUUCUGGUUCUCAAAGCUUGGCUUUGCUCAUGAAACCUAAGACAGUGGUACUGAAGGUGUCAAUGCAUUGCAAUGGUUGUGCAAAGAAAGUGGAGAAACAUAUCUCAAAAAUAGAUGGAGUGAUGUCUUACAAAGUAGACUUGGAAAGCAAAAUGGUGGUGGUAAUUGGUGAUAUCCUCCCUUUUGAGGUAUUGGAGAGUAUUUCCAAGGUUAAAAAUGCCCAACUUUGGACUUUUGGCAUCUAAUAAUAACCACACAAGAGCAAGGAUCACAAACAAGAGGAGAAGGAUUAUGAAGAAGAUCAAAGUAUAUUGUACAUUUAAUAUUUUUGUGACCCUUGAUUAAUUAAGCUAUAUUACUACUUAAUUAUGGCA
Molecule: messenger RNA, 1534 nt
Organism: Chenopodium quinoa (quinoa)
Lineage: Eukaryota; Viridiplantae; Streptophyta; Magnoliopsida; Caryophyllales; Amaranthaceae
Product: heavy metal-associated isoprenylated plant protein 35-like
Exons: 3
Coding region: 995-1405 (136 amino acids)
Molecular function (GO): metal ion binding
Source: RefSeq, a predicted model, not a curated record